Messenger RNA from Seminavis robusta, 997 nucleotides. NCBI's taxonomy places the organism in Eukaryota, Bacillariophyta, Bacillariophyceae, Naviculales, Naviculaceae. The record is from the annotation of a GenBank genome assembly.
GCCACUUUUCAACUCUGGCUUUUGCUUUCAGCACAAGCAUUGCUUUCCUUUGUUGCUUCUCUUGGCAUUGUUUUUGUUGACGAUGGCGUCCACAGUCAAAGCAGCAAGUAGCAGCAAUCGUCUCGAUGUCGAGGCCGGGAGGUCCAAUGUGAGCGGCAUAGUCCUUCACGUGGGUGGUCCAACGAGCAAAGACGCCACUGCAAACGAAGUGGCCGCGGACAUGGCUCCACGACGAAAAGGUCAACGAGCCAUUUGGAUUCUGUCCUUCACCUACGUCUUGCUAGUUCUUUCAUUGUUUAUCGUUCCACGACAAGUAUCCAAGAACUCAAAUGACGGCUUCGCUGGUUUGGCCAAUGGUCUACUCCUGAUUUUCACUUUCGGCGCGUCGUCUCUCAUCAUCGCCACCGCUGCUUUGAUUUUUACUCUCCGACGCUGGGAUCAAGUUUCAAACUGCACAAGGGUUGCUGGAUUGUUUCCUGCAAUUGCAUCUGUGGCGAUUGUCAUUGUACUCACCAUCAUCAUAGCUCUUGACAAUGACAAUGGAGAAGACGGAGACGUUGCAGUCCCUCUUUGCCCUGCUGGAAACGAGACAUGCCUUACGCCAAAGAACCAAACCUUUGAAACCGAUGAAGUCAUUUCUUCGGACAACUUGUAAUUGCGGUCAAGCAACAAUCGACUCCAUACAGUCUUUCGUCGGAGUCGGGAAUAUUCACAAGCUGUAAAGUCGAGUCGAAAUGGGGGGAAUCAAAAGACUGUCACUCAACGACGGAGUCAUUCAUCACGCGACUACAAGGCAAUCGACUACCGGUACAAUGCAAUCAACGAGAGCAGAUUUAUGGAAUGACGGAUCCAAUCUCGCCCCAACAGGAGAAAUCUUAAUAUUUCAUAGCAAUGCUGAACUCGAUUUCUUUCCUUUCAAGGUGACUUCGUAAUUGUACGGUAGCGAACAAGAUUUAGACAGAAAGCAAGUUACCAGUAGUCACCAUUGCACAGGGAU